UUAGUUCAGUUUAUGGUUCAAUUGAGUUCAUAGGUUAGCCAGUUCUAUGUUCAAGAGGCCCCACUAAUGAAACAUCUUUCUCACGUUGUUCCUAACGAGUUGACUCAUAAAUAAACACGGUAAUGUUUCACACCGAUGUUAUAACCUUCACGAUUGAUAACCUUUCAUCUCUUAUUUCAAACUGUGUUACAGUGAAAAGCUUGAAGCAUGCCAAAGCCUUGCACUCUCACCUUAUCAAAACAGCGUUUUUCCUUGACGUUUUUCUCGCCAAUGGACUAAUCGAUUUGUAUUCCAAAUGUGGCUGUGUAGAGAGUACCCACAAAGCCUUUGACGAUCUUCCCAUCAAAACAACACGUUCGUGGAACACGCUUCUCUCUUUUUACUGCAAAAAAGGAGCUUUCAAUGAAGCUUAUAAACUGUUUGAUAAAAUGCCGCAAAAAAACCUCGUUAGUUAUAACUCGUUUAUAUCCGGUUUAACACGUCAUGGGUCUUAUGAAGAAGCAGUUAAAUUCUUUAGGAUGAUGCAAAAGGGUUGUGGAGGUUUGGUGUUAGAUGAGUUCACGCUUGGUAGCAUAGUGGGUAGUUGUUCUUGUUUGGGUAAUGUUAAAUGGUUGCGGCAGGUUCAUGGGGUGGCAGUUAUAGUUGGAUUUCACUCCAAUGUGAUUCUCAACAAUGCUUUGAUUGAUGCUUAUGGAAAAUGUGGAGAACCCCAUGCUUCUUUUCGUAUUUUUCGCUCGAUGUUAGAGAAAGAUGUUGUGUCUUGGACAUCAAUGGUUGUUACAUACAGUCGAGCAUCGAGAAUAGAGGAUGCAUGUAAGGUGUUUGAUGAAAUGCGAAUUAAGAACAUGGUUUCUUGGACUGCUUUGAUAACAGGUUUUGUGAAAAAUGGACGUUGUUGCGAAGCUUUGGAAGUUUUUCGCGGAAUGAUUGAAGAAGGGGUAAUGCCUAGUGCACAAACUUUUGUAAGUGUUUUAGAUGCUUGUGCAAGUGAGGCUCUUAUAGGAAAAGGGAAACAGGUUCAUUGUCAAAUUAUUAGAGGUAGAAGUAGUGGCAACUUGUUUAAUGUGUAUGUAUGUAAUGCUUUGAUUGACAUGUAUGCAAAGUGUGGAGAUAUGAAAUCAGCUGAAAAUUUGUUUGAGAUGAUGAUUCAUGUGAGGGAUGUUGUGUCUUGGAAUACAUUAAUAAAUGGAUUUGCACAAAAUGGUUGCGGCGAAGAUUCGUUGGUUGUUUUUAACAGAAUGGUAGAAGCCAACAUAGAACCAAAUCACGUGACAUUUCUUGGACUACUUUCUGCUUGCAAUCACGCAGGUUUAGUUAACGAAGGGUUAGAGUUGCUUGAUUCAAUGGAAAGGCGAUACGGAGUGAAGGCACAAAGUGAUCACUAUGCGUUAUUAAUUGAUUUGCUUGGAAGGAAAAAUAAGCUUAAAGAAGCCAUGUGUUUGAUUGAGAAAGUGUCAUAUGGAACCAAAAAUCACAUUGCAAUGUGGGGUGCAUUGUUGGGUUCUUGUAGAGUUCAUGGGAACUUGGAUCUUGCUAGAAAAGCUGCAGAAGCUUUGUUUGAGUUAGAACCUGAAAACACUGGUAGAUAUGUUAUGUUGUCUAACAUUUAUGCUGCUUCUGGUAGAUGGGGCGAUGCUAACAAUAUUAGAAAUGUAAUGAAGGAGAGGGGUUUGAAGAAAGAACCAGCUUGUAGUUGGAUUGAGUUGAAGAAUUCAAAGCACGAGUUUGUGGCCAAGGCCAAGUCUCAUCCACAGAUUGAUGAGAUAUAUGAAGUAAACAGUAAAUUAGUGCAGCAUUUGAUGGAUGUUGGAUAUCAACCAUGCCUUAGUUACCCUUCUCUUCUUGAUGAGGAUGAUGAUUUCUACUUUAGUUAGCCAUUACAGAUGCAUUGAUCUGUAAGUUACUCCACUAAUUUCUUAUUUUUGUGAAAUAAUUUUUAUAUUUAUAUUUUUGUAUUGAUUGAUAAGAAAAUAAAAAUGUUGAAUUCUUUGUUACAUGUCAAUUCAUGGAUCAAUUACGUAAUCAUGUGAAUGCCUGGUUGUUGCCCGGAUGCUAUCUGUUGUAUGGCUCAAGUACAGUGUUAAAAGAGUAAGGGUCGUUGCAUUAUCGUCUAGAUGCAUUGAAAAAUAAGCAAGAGUUCCUGGCUUUUUAUGAACUAAUUUGGGUAAAGAAGUUUGUUCACCUCGUUUUAGAACAUGGAAUAUAGGCACAUUUACUGGAAAAUUUAUGGAAAUAAUGGUCGUCAUGGUUAAUAGGAAGAUCAAUUUCACGAGCUUACAAAAAAUUAAGUGGGCGGGAGAAAAUGCGAAUGAAUUAGACAACUUGGAUUUUAAGCUUUGGUACACCAGCAAAGUAAAUUCUAAAAAUGAGAUGGGGAUUAGUGUAGACAAUGAGUGAAAGAAGGAUAAUGUGGAUGUGAAAAGAGUAGGACAAUGGAUCAUAGGCUUGAAAUUUGUAAUGGAACAAGACACUUUUAAUGUUAUUAGUGCUUACGCACCGUAGAUUGGGUGAAGAACAACUUAAAGUAAAAAUUUGUGAGGAUUUAGAAAGCUUAUUUCACAAUAUAUCUUAAGGAGAGAAGAUUUUUCUAGGAAGGGGUCUCAAUGGACAGGUCGGGAGUGUAACAAGAGGUUUUGAGGGCAUGCAUGAGAGGUAAUGAUCUCGGGGAGGUGAAUAUAGAGGGUAAAUCCAUCCUGAAGUUUUCGUCGGCUUUUGAUCUUUCAACAACUAAUAUCUACUUUAGGAAAAAAAUAUGAGCAUCUUAUUACAUAUAAAAUUGAGACGACAUGUUCUCAAAUAAAUUUAUUUUUUAUUAGGAAGUCAAAUAGGAAGAUUUACUUGAACUGUAAAGUUAUAUCGGAAGAGAGCUUAAUUACCUAAUAGACAGUUUUGGUUAUGGAUAUAACAAUCAAGAGGAGAGCUAAUAUAAGAAAUCAUACGGGAGCUCCAUAGAUCAAUAGGUAGCAUUUGAAGGGUGAAAAACGAGUUUUGAGCACAAGAUCUUGGAGGGAGGGGGUUUAGACAACCACAAGGAAGUCCAAAUGAUAUGUGGAACAUGAUGGUCAAAGAGAUUAGAAAAAUAUCAAAAUAGACGUUGGGAGAAUCAAGAGGUUUUUAACCUAGGAGUAAAGAAUCAUGGUGGUGGAAUGAAAGUGUUCAAAGUAAAGUUAGACUUAAAAUUGAAUGUUUUAAAGAGUGGUCCAAGUGUAAAAAUGCCGAAAGUUGGGAAAAAUAUAUGAAAACUAAGAAAGAGACUAAGAAUGCAGUGAAUAAAGCAAAAACCCAAACUUUUUAUACGAAUAUUUAAGAAUCAA
Vicia villosa (hairy vetch) is the source of this 3314-nucleotide messenger RNA. Its product is annotated as pentatricopeptide repeat-containing protein At2g21090-like. The transcript has a single exon. The record is from RefSeq and is a predicted model, not a curated record. NCBI's taxonomy places the organism in Eukaryota, Viridiplantae, Streptophyta, Magnoliopsida, Fabales, Fabaceae. Gene Ontology annotation, molecular function: protein binding; RNA binding. The coding region runs from base 123 to 1874 and encodes 583 amino acids. Gene Ontology annotation, biological process: RNA modification.